This is a messenger RNA of Cydia strobilella, 2057 nucleotides long. RefSeq lists its product as uncharacterized. Bases 254 to 946 code for a protein of 230 amino acids. The transcript is spliced from 2 exons. NCBI's taxonomy places the organism in Eukaryota, Metazoa, Arthropoda, Insecta, Lepidoptera, Tortricidae. The record is from RefSeq and is a predicted model, not a curated record.
AUGGCGUAACACGCGCGAGUUCCUCGCUCCUUUUGUGACAUUUUUGCGAAACGUUCAUCACGUUUUCGUGUGAAAACUAAUCUUAAAAUUCACACUAGGGCAUGGUCGAUAAAGUUUUUCAUACGAGAAACCGUGAUUUAAAAUCUCUAAUCGUGGUUAAGUUUUUUCGUGCCAAGUGCAACUAAGCUAUCAAGAUUCCGCCGAUACUUCAAAGCCUACCCAGUGGGUGGCUUAACUUGGUCUGAAAUUAAACAUGGAAAACUCAAAAAAGCAAGACUCCUUCUUCUUGAGGGGCAAGAAACAACUAAAUGGGAAUAAAUUUAAUAACAAGGUGAAACCAGAUGACAAUCAAGGCAAUGAUUUCAAAGGUAAAGGUCAAAAUUUCAAACAAGAUUUCAAAGGAAAACGACUGCAGAAGUUUGACCAGAACCGUGUCCAAAAAGACAACAGUGAUGAUAAGAAGCCAUUUGAUAAAAAAACGUAUAGACUGAAAAAGUAUAGUAAAAAGUACAAGUUAGAGCAAUGGGAAGAACAACGCAAAAAGCGACUGCUCCGUAACCUGCAGAAAGACCUCAAAAGUGACGAAGGCGCUGGUACAUACAAACCAAAAACAUUUGAUGAGGAUGUAACAGAUGGCCAAGAUGUUACAGGGCGAUUUGUUAAACAUCCAGAUUUGAUAGAAAAAGAAAAUGUAGAAAAAAUGGAAAAAGAGAAAAAGAAACCAAUUCUUAGUGCCAGAGAGAGACAUGAAAAAAUGAAGCAAGUUAAGUUAGAGAAGCAACAACAGGUGCAGAAGGCAAUUGAGGAGAAAAAGCAGAAAAUGCAAGAGUACAAGAAGAUAAAGCAGGAGAAGUUUAAGAAGUUAAGUAGGAAGACUAAGAAGGGGCAGCCGGUGAUGACUGGGCGGUUGGAACUGCUUUUGGAGAACAUACAAAAGAACAAGUAGGAAUAGACAACAGUUAUGUAUUUUAUUUCUAUACUAAGGAAAGAAAUGCAGCACAAAUAAGAGAAUAUGAAGUGUUGCCAUUAUGAAACUUAUAGAACAAUAAUUGAUAUGGCAUAGUUUGAUUUUCUGAUUAAUUCACUGUUGUUUCCUUAUGAACUGAAACAAAUAAAGUGACCCAAGGUCUUUUUAAUCAAUCAUAUUGUUCCUCGUAGAAUGAAUUGAUUAUUUUCAGUCACCAUACUUAAAGACACUUGAUAGAAUCUUAUUCUAAGACCAUUCUUUGUUAAAUGUUAAUUUACUAUACCAGGGGCCCGUUUAUCGAAAGCUUACAAGUUACAAGCUUUUGAGAAACGGGCCCCAGUACUUAGAACAGAUACAUGGGCAGAAGAUUAAAUGGCAGUGCUAAUAAAUACAUUUCAUGGUACCGAUAAAAGAAGAUUGAAAAUUUUAUACCUCGUAAAAGGUCUUCUGCAUGGCUGAAAUAGUGGUUUUAAGCAAAACUAUUUCUAUCCUGUUUACAUAGUAUAAGUUUAAAUAUGUAUACAAGGUACAGUCAAAUCAAAUAGCAUACUGUUGCACCAUGUUGCGCGCAUAAGUAUAACAUGCUCGUAAGGCUGGCAUAAAUAAGCUUGAGAUAUAAUUGCAGCUGACUGUAUCUCAUACUUCUGUAUCCAUUGUGUAUAUAGCGUAACCAGAUCUCUUUUCUUUUUGAAAUAAUGUUAAAACUUCACAAUAUUAACCAAGUAAAUUGGCAAAGCAAAUUCGAUCAUUAAAUCUAAAUUGCUCUCUUCAUGUUCAUUCUUUUGUUGUUAUAUGAGAAUAAUUUUUACGACUCAAAGAAUGACCUAACUGUAAAGACUCUGCAUUUGAAAUUCAAUCUUAAAUGCAAUGAAAUAUGGUAGGCUCAAUGUGAGACCAGUUUUGAAAUUGGUCACUUUUAUGUACUUACUUUACACAUAGUGUAUUUAUCAGGUAAGACAAAAUCUAAGUUUUAGUGUUAUUUUUUAUGUUGCUUGAGUAACAUGCAGUUUGCUAGUUAUAUAAUUUUACUCGUUGGCUUUUUUUUAAUUGUACUUUGAUUUUAUCUGUAAGUACAAGUUUUGUCUUUAUU